Molecule: messenger RNA, 1638 nt
Organism: Exophiala spinifera
Lineage: Eukaryota; Fungi; Ascomycota; Eurotiomycetes; Chaetothyriales; Herpotrichiellaceae
Exons: 4
Coding region: 1-1638 (545 amino acids)
Biological process (GO): transmembrane transport; nucleobase transport
Cellular component (GO): plasma membrane
Molecular function (GO): nucleobase transmembrane transporter activity
Source: RefSeq, a predicted model, not a curated record
AUGAAGUUCACAACCCCCAAGUUCGAGAGACCUCAUCUCAAGGUUGAACAGCCCAAGUCCUCGUUUGCCGAAGGCAAUUCACGAUGGACAAACAAGGAUCUCGACCCUGUCCCACCGGCACGUCGUAAGUGGGGGGUGGUCUCCUUUAUUGCCUACUGGAUCUCGGAUGCUUUCAACGCCGCGACAUGGCAAUUUGCUUCAGCAAUGCUCGCUGUGGGCCUAUCGUGGCGUGAGUCCUUGGGUAUUGUGGCAUUGAGUUUCUUCAUCAUAUCUUGGGUUAUCGCAUUUAACGGUGCCAUUGGAGUGCUACACCAUGUUCCGUUCCCGGUCAUAGCUCGAGCAAGCUGGGGUUUCUGGGGCUCAUACGUUGCGAUCAUCUCCAGAGCCAUUCUCGCCAUCUUCUGGUUCGCCAUACAAACCAUGAACGGUGCCAACACAGUCCGUGUCAUGAUUGGAGCGAUAUGGCCGUCGUUCUUGCGACUGAAGAAUCACAUUCCGGAAUCCCAAGGUAUCGAUACUGCGACGAUGAUAUCCUUCUUCAUCUUCUGGCUCAUUCAGAUCCCGUUCGUAGUCAUGCACCCCAAUCAACUGCGCUUCCUGUUCAUGGCCAAGACAAUCAUUGUCCCUGCGGCUUGGGUGGCGAUCCUGAUAUGGGCGUUUGCGUCGACAGACGGGGGUGAUAUCUUCAAGCAGCGAGCAACCGUGUCUGGGUCGGCUUAUAGUUGGGCCUUUCUCUCCUCAAUGACCUCCACCAUCGGAAACUAUGCGACAUUGUCAGUCAACCAGGCCGACUUUUCCAGAUACUCACGUGUGUCGGUGAAGUGGCAGUGCAUGUAUGUGCCGAUGCUACCGGCCUUUUUCACCUUCAUCGCAUUCAUCGGUAUCGCCUCCAGCAGCGCGGGUGGCUACCAUUAUGGCAUUGUCGAAUGGGACCCAAUGGCACUGGUAGGGCACUGGGACAAUCGAGCAGCUCGAUUCUUUGCUGCCUUCUCCUUUGCGUUAGCCGCGCUGGGUGUCAAUAUCUCAGCGAAUAGUUUGUCCGCUGCCAAUGACCUCAUGGCUCUUGCUCCAAGAUACAUCAACAUGCGCCGAGGUCAACUCAUUACUGCUUUCAUCUGCUGGGCGCUCGUUCCCUGGAAGAUCCUAGAGUCGGCGGGCAGUUUCCUGAAUUUCAUGUCAGCGUACGCCAUAUUUCUUGGACCGAUCGCGGCCAUCAUGCUCUUCGAUUUCUGGGUCAUUCACAAGCGCAAGUACGACACGAUCGCGCUGUACAAUCCACAUGGGAUCUAUCGGUAUACGUAUGGUGUCAACUGGCGUGCCAUUGUAGCAUUCCUGGUCGGCGUUGCACCUUCACUUCCGGGCUUUGUCAACGGCAUCAACAACAACAUCGACGUUGGGAGUGGUGUUCAUCCAUACCAGUUCGGUUGGCUGCUUGGGUUCGUCGGCACGGCCAUCGUGUACACGAUACUGUCGCUUGUGUUCCCGGCCAGAGAGACCUUCAUUGAGCGUGCUCUGCGUCCUGACGAGGUGUUUGCACAGCAGGGUGAGAUCGUAGAGGAGGAACACGGUGCCGUUCAAGUUGACCAGAUCGACUCUGAAAAGGGUGGCAUCAGACGUCGGCUAGAGAAAUUUCUAUAG